UGCACGGUAGUUCUCCCAGCAAAUAAAAGACGCUGUGCCUCCUCCUCUCCAAAAUCCCUAACCCUAACCGCGGCCACUGCCUCUCCCUCCCUCGCGCUCCAGACAUCCAUCUCGAGAGGAACUAGGGUUCCAAUCUACAUCCUUCCAUUCCGGCCAUGGCAGAUGUGGAUGCUGACGUGGCUCCAGGGCAGCCGAAGAGGAGGACGUUCAAGAAGUUCAGCUUCAGAGGCGUGGAUUUGGAUGCGCUGCUCGACAUGUCUACCGAUGAGCUGGUCAAGCUUUUCCAUGCUCGGGCCCGCAGAAGGUUUCAACGUGGUCUGAAGCGGAAGCCGAUGGCUUUGAUCAAGAAACUGCGCAAGGCGAAACGAGAGGCUCCACCUGGCGAGAAGCCUGAGCCAGUUAGGACCCACCUCCGCAACAUGAUCAUAGUGCCCGAAAUGAUUGGAAGCAUCAUCGGGGUAUACAAUGGGAAGACCUUCAACCAGGUUGAAAUCAAGCCCGAGAUGAUCAGUCAUUACUUGGCAGAGUUCUCCAUCUCCUACAAGCCGGUGAAGCAUGGAAGGCCCGGUAUUGGUGCCACCCAUUCUUCGAGGUUCAUUCCUCUCAAGUGAGAGACUUUAUUUCUCCAGUUUUACUUAGGUUUUAUUAGGGUUUCUACUCUUUUUCCAUGAGGGAUUUUAACUGACGUUGAUGGCACAGUAUGCUCUGUUUUUCUCUCUCUUUUUUUUGGCUUUCCAACUACUCUUUACAAGGUAAAACGGUUGCAUUCUUAGAAGCUUUGUAUCUCUGGACAAUUCAAUCACUACCAUCUUCUCAUAAA
This is a messenger RNA of Magnolia sinica, 820 nucleotides long. RefSeq names its product small ribosomal subunit protein uS19. Gene Ontology annotation, cellular component: cytosolic small ribosomal subunit; ribosome. Gene Ontology annotation, biological process: translation; ribosomal small subunit assembly. The record is from RefSeq and is a predicted model, not a curated record. NCBI's taxonomy places the organism in Eukaryota, Viridiplantae, Streptophyta, Magnoliopsida, Magnoliales, Magnoliaceae. Bases 156 to 611 code for a protein of 151 amino acids. Gene Ontology annotation, molecular function: RNA binding; structural constituent of ribosome. The transcript has 4 exons.